CGCAGUUCAUCCAGGACGCAGAGAGCAGAAGAGGCAGACAGAAAAAUGGCCCUGGAUAAUUUAAUUUUCGCCCAGUGCAUCCUUUAUUUUUUAGCCUUCGUAUUCGGCUUCAUCGCCGUGGUGCCUCUGUCUGAAAACACGGAGGAUUUCGGAGGGAAAUGUCUGCUUUUCACGCGGGGCAUGUGGCAAAAUGAGAACAUCACUGUGUCGAAGCAGCGCUUCAUCGUGGAGGAGUGGGGACCCGCGUCCUCCUGCAGCUUCAUCACUUUUGUCGGGAUAGCGUCCCUCAUCCUGUCCGCAGUGCAGGCAUGGAGGCUCCUCUUCUUUCUGUGCAAAGGACACGACGACUCCAUCUUCAACGCCUUCCUCAACCUGCUCAUUAGCUCCCUAGUGGUGUUCACAGUCUUCCUGUCCAGCACCAUCGUCAGUGUGGGUUUCAACAUGUGGUGUGACUCCGUCACCGAGGGUGGGACCAUGCCCAGCAGCUGCGAGGACCUGCAGGACACUGAUCUAGAACUUGGUCUGGACAACUCUGCUUUCUAUGACCAGUUUGCUAUAGCUCAGUUUGGCCUGUGGGCUGCAUGGCUCACCUGGCUCGGGAUCGCAGUAAUGGCCUUCCUUAAGGUCUACCACAACUACAGACAAGAGGACCUGCUGGACAGCCUGAUCCACGAGAAGGACCUGCUGCUCGGCCGUUCCUCACGCCGUAGCUCUGACCUCAAGACCGGCCUGAUCUAGACACAAGAAAACCGCCAAACACACCCACUCACACUCCUCAACCGUACAGUCCUCUCGCCUGCCAUGAGAAACACCAAUGUUUGCCUCUGUAGACAAUCAAAUUGGCUUUUGCUCUCAUUGAUCAUGGAUUGAAUCAAACGGAAGGUUUUAGCUUUGUUCUCCAAAGGUAAUUGAUUUUCCCUCAAAAAAUCUCCCAAUGGUUGUUAAUCCUUGAGGAAUCCUGCUUUGUUGAGCUUAUUGUGCGUUGCUCUUCAACACACACAAGCACAGCUCAGCUCCAACAGUAUUAAAACCAUUUAAUGGAAAUUUACACCCAGUUUUUCUCAACUCAUGAACACAGUAUUAAUGGCUUGGACAGAUUGGCCGAUGGAUCAUGUUGUCUUGGUGAAACUUCUGCAUGGACCUAAUGCAUGACCAAUUAAUAGGGUGGUGGUUUUUAGAUGUAAAGGGAUGUUAUUUUGUUUUAUACACCAAUAAAUGUGUUCCUAAGGAAAGAUUUUUUCUGCUAGGAUGCGCACUGCGUCUUGAAGAAGUGAGGAUUCUUUGCAUGCUGCAGCAAAGUAAAAGGAUGUGUGCUGUUGCAGUGUAUUCACACCUUUUAUCAGCAGUAGGUGUUUUAUAAAAAUGACAAAUUGUAGAUCAAACAUUCAUGUAUCAGGCAGCCAAUCCAAAAAUGCUUUUUAGCAAUCUGUGUGAUAAAAAACAAAUCCUAUUCUGUGCCAUAUAGUAACUCAGGCUUCUCCUUAUAGGCUACAAACCAAUAUACUGUAUUACUGUGAAUAGACGCACAAAUGUACCCGCAUGCAUCUCUCUCCUUGUUACAUACACAUCACAUGCUCACUCAUCGUCAGAGAUUACGGGAAGAAAGCAAAUCAUCUGCUUGACUUUGAUAGGCAAUGACAGUUUUAUUCAAAACAACUGAAAUCAUAAAACGGUAGGAACUAAGAAAACCCUCCAUAAAGGCACUUCUUUCAAAGUGACCAUAAACGUUUAGACAGCCGUGAAAUGCAGCUUCUAAGCUAAAUGUGUAUAUGCAGGACAUGAGUACACUGGGUAGUUUUAUUGCUAAUGACAAUUUAGUUUGACAGUACAGAGUCGAGUGUUUCUGUCUUCUAUACGGCGUUAUAAGCCUUAUAUUGCUUUGACAUUCAAAUCCAACGCUUUCCUUC
Centropristis striata (black sea bass) is the source of this 1907-nucleotide messenger RNA. RefSeq names its product transmembrane protein 179. The transcript is spliced from 4 exons. NCBI's taxonomy places the organism in Eukaryota, Metazoa, Chordata, Actinopteri, Perciformes, Serranidae. The record is from RefSeq and is a predicted model, not a curated record. Bases 46 to 738 code for a protein of 230 amino acids.